Molecule: messenger RNA, 1724 nt
Organism: Seriola dumerili (greater amberjack)
Lineage: Eukaryota; Metazoa; Chordata; Actinopteri; Carangiformes; Carangidae
Product: vascular cell adhesion protein 1-like
Exons: 5
Coding region: 240-1289 (349 amino acids)
Biological process (GO): cell-cell adhesion
Cellular component (GO): membrane
Molecular function (GO): integrin binding
Source: RefSeq, a predicted model, not a curated record
GUUCUAAAAUGGAGUUUGUGAUCUUUAACUGAACAAUGCCACUUUCACUUUCACAGGUCUCCAACUUUGAGGACAAAACUGAAAUAGAGAGGACGUGUGUAGUGAAAACAGGCUGCGGUGCCAACAUUGUUCUACUACAAUAGACCAUUAAAUCGAGGGACUGAACUCAUAUAGUGCAUUCACUCUCUGACCGUCUUCAGGGUUCAUGUUUGGUGAUUUUCAUUUUCUAUCUUACGAGAAUGGAAAGAAAGUUUUUGGUUCUUUUGGUGGUUUUUUUGAUGAGUCCUCUGUGUGACUUCCAUGUCUCCAGUUGUGAUCCAAGCUGUGCAGAGAAACCUGAGUUCACUCCUUCCAGACUGGUGGUGAAGUAUGGUGACGCAACCUCUGCCAGAUGCUCCUUGUGCGAGUCUUGCUCAAAAGACAUUUUUGAUUUGGAAAGAGCUCUGGGAGACCAUACAACAAAUGGAACCACAAUUGUAUGGAAGGUUAAAAAUAUGACUGAAUGGGACACAACUCCAAUGUGCUAUUUUACUAAUGCUACUGAUUACCAGUGUUGCACCAUCCUGCCUAUAACUGUGUACAAGCCUCCAAACCGUGUCUCCAUCAGCUUUCUUAAUCACACUGGGCCGAUGUUCAUGGGCCAUGACUACACUCUGCAGUGUGAAGUACAGAAGGUUGCUCCGGUUGAAAAGCUCAGUGUGACCUUCUACAGAGGACAAACAGCACUGGCUCAACUACAGUCCAACAACAAACAGAAGAAACCAGUGACUGAGAUCUUCUCUCUGAGCAUCACCCCCAGAAAAGAAGAUAAUGGACUCCAGUACUGGUGCGAGGCCAAGCUGGAACUGGGACCUGAAGGACCAGAGCUCCCUCCACUGGUGACAUCACAAAGAGCCACUGCCACUGUUUUCUAUAAGCCUCAGCUAGAGAGUUCAUCACAUCCAGAUCCGAUCACCGUCACAGUAGGAAACCCUCUACAGCUGAACUGCUCGGCUGCGGGGAACCCCGGCCCUUCAUACUUCUGGCUGCACUCAUUACAUCGCCUUUCCACCUUUCUGGACGGCCUUCUCUAUAUCAAAUCUGUAACUUCCGAGGAUGAAGGGCAGUACGUCUGUAUGGUCAGCAACAAUUUAGGGUAUAUCAAUGUCACGUUUAACGUGGUUGUCAAAAGUUUGCCACCAACAACCAAAACCACAACCUCCAUACCGACCGACGGCACCGACAGCAGACCAAGUCACAGGUUCAUUAUGUGUUUUAUGCUUUUAUUACACGUAAUCAAAUGCCUCUAAAGCUAUGAAGGUACAGUUGAGUACAGACGUUUAUAAACACUUUGGUUGAAGUCAUUAUUACAAUUUCUUUAGCCUCUCCACAGAUUUCAAAUGGGUCUUCAAAAUGGACAAUGAUCCCAAGCAUACUUCCAAAGUUGGUAGCAUAAUGAUUUAAGGACAACAAAGUCAAGGUGUCUGAGUGACCAUCACAAAGGCCUGACUUCAAUCUAAUUGAAAAUUUUGUGGGCAGCACUGAGAAGGCGUGUGUGAGCGAGGAGGCCUACAAGCCUGACUCAGCUCCACCGGUUCGGUUGUGAGAAGCUUGUGGAAGGGCUACCUGAGACGUUUGACCCAAGUUAAACAGGUUAAAAGCAAUGCUACCAAAUACUAUCAAAGUGUAUGUAAACGUCUGACUCACGGGGAAGGCGGUGAAAGAAAAAUAAAAGCUGAAACAAA